Lates calcarifer (barramundi perch) is the source of this 3541-nucleotide messenger RNA. RefSeq names its product alkylglycerone phosphate synthase (gene agps). Gene Ontology annotation, molecular function: alkylglycerone-phosphate synthase activity; FAD binding. Gene Ontology annotation, biological process: lipid biosynthetic process. Lineage: Eukaryota; Metazoa; Chordata; Actinopteri; Centropomidae. The transcript is spliced from 20 exons. Bases 69 to 1970 code for a protein of 633 amino acids. The record is from RefSeq and is a predicted model, not a curated record.
UUUCACUGUACUGACCUCUGACAGCCGCUCAUGGAUGCGCUCCCUCCUUUCACAAACACGGAAGCAGCAUGGCGUCCAACAGCAGCGGCGGCAGCUCUGACAGGCAACGGAUUGCACAGCAAAGACUGAGGAUAAUUGCCGGGCAUUUACAGAGACCGGUGGACGGUGACUCGGCCAUACUUGCCGCGGAGUGCAAAGCCCAGGGGAGCAAGCCAGAUACCUCCAGAGAGGAGAAGACGGUGCCGAGGAGGAGGCAGGAGAUUAUGAAAUGGAAUGGCUGGGGAUACAGCGACUCAAGAUUCCUCUUCAAUAAGAAAGGUCAAGCAGAAUUUACUGGCAAAAGGUAUAGACUAAGUGGUAUGAUCAUUCCUGGUCUGAAAGAUUGGUUUGAAUGCACGUUUGGAGCCAGUCUGCAGCAUAAAACCCCAGCAACACCCCUUCUGAAUAGCAGUGCUGUACAGCCUCCCACUCUUAACGAGGCCUUCGUUGAGGAACUGAAAUCCACAGGUAUUCCCUUCUCUCAAGAUGCAGAGGACCGGGUAUUUCGCGCCCAUGGCCAUUGCUUACACGAGAUCUUUGCCCUCAGAGAAGGCAAAUUUGGGCGUGUUCCAGAUAUGGUUGUAUGGCCAAACUGCCACAAUGAUGUAGUGAAAAUUGUGGAACUGGCAAGCAAACAUAAUGUUUGUUUGAUACCAUAUGGAGGAGGAACCAGUGUCUCUAGUGCUCUAGAGUGCCCCCCAGAGGAAACUCGCUCCAUUGUGUCUCUGGAUACCUCUCAGAUGAACCGCAUUCUGUGGGUUGACGAGAAAAAUUUAACUGCCCACGUGGAAGCUGGCAUCGUUGGUCAGGAUCUGGAGAGAUUGCUUAAUGAGAGUGGUUACUGUACAGGGCAUGAGCCUGACUCAAUGGAGUUCAGCUCCCUGGGAGGCUGGGUAGCAACCAGAGCAUCAGGCAUGAAGAAGAACAUCUACGGCAACAUUGAGGACCUGGUCGUCCACAUAAAGAUGGUGACCCCUCAAGGUGUCAUUGAAAAGAGUUGCCAGGGUCCACGCAUGUCCACAGGGCCGGACAUUCACCACUUCAUCAUGGGCUCAGAAGGAACCCUGGGUGUGGUUACUGAGGUAACGAUGAAGAUCCGUCCCAUGCCAGAGUAUCAGAAAUAUGGCUCUGUUGUUUUCCCUAAUUUUGAGCAAGGAGUUGCCUGCCUUCGAGAGGUUGCCAGACAGAGGUGUGCUCCGGCAUCUAUACGACUCAUGGAUAAUGAACAAUUUAAGUUUGGUCAUGCCCUGAAGCCUCAAGUGUCUUCAAUUUUCACAUCCUUUUUGGACGGGUUGAAGAAAUUUUACAUCACCAAGUUCAAAGGGUUCGACCCCAACCGCUUGUGUGUGGCCACCCUGCUGUUCGAGGGAGAUCGUGAGAAAGUCCUGCAGCAUGAGAAGCAAGUUUAUGACAUUGCUGCAAAAUUUGGGGGCCUGGCAGCUGGAGAGGACAAUGGGCAGAGGGGCUACAUGUUGACCUUCGUCAUCGCUUACCUCCGGGACUUGGGGAUGGACUACUAUGUGAUUGGGGAGUCCUUUGAAACCUCUGUGCCUUGGGACAGGGUGUUGGACAUUUGCCGGAAUGUGAAGGCACGCAUUGUUCGAGAGUGUAAAGAGAGGGGAGUGCAGUUUCCACCUUUAUCUACAUGCAGGGUGACUCAGACAUACGACGCUGGUGCCUGUGUCUACUUUUACUUUGCCUUCAACUACAGGGGACUCAGUGAUCCAGUGCAUGUGUAUGAACAAGUGGAGCAUGCAGCUAGAGAAGAAAUCCUUGCCAAUGGAGGAAGCUUGUCACAUCACCACGGAGUGGGGAAACUUCGGAAGGAGUGGAUGAGAGAGACCGUCUCUAAUGUCGGUAUGGGGAUGCUCAAGUCUGUCAAGGACUACGUGGACCCCAAUAACAUCUUCGGAAACAGGAACCUCCUCUAAUUUUCCCCACUCCUGUCCAUCUUUGUCUCACCUUUUUCUAAAAGCGUCUUGUGCGUUUUGGAUUAAUAGAUACUAAAUGUGAAUUUAAAACGGACAGAGAUCUUUUCCAUCAAAAGUGUCAUUUGGUGCCAUGUAUUGAUUCACCCAAACCUUUUUCUUUUACAUUAUAUUGCACUUAAUAUGCUGUAACAAUCAUUGUCAUUCAUGUUGAAGCUCAUUUGUUGUGUCAUGGCCUCAGCUUGUUGGAGCGAAGUGGAGCCAUGAUGCAUUCUGGCAUGAUGCAACAAAAUCUUGAUUUUUGUCACAUUUGCUUAUGUUUAACUAUUUCCUAAAUAUCCUUGCCAACAUAGUUAACCCUUAAAUUACUUUUGAUUUUCCUCUUUUUGUGUGUUUGUGUGUGAGUGUGUGUAUGUGUGUGUUUGGCACUUCUUUAGUGGUAAGUUCUUGAAGAAUGCGCUUUCUAAAGCUCUGUGCCUUUCUAAAGUCUGCCUUCCCCUUCUCCUACCGCACACACUGCUAGUGUACAAUGAGUCCCUUUGUGAAGCUAAACAGACUUGGACAUGAUGUUUUUAGUGUCUCCUGUUUGUCUUUUUCAUGCCCUCAUGCCUUUUGUUGUACUGAGCUAUUGCCAUAAGAGACUUUCUCGACUGUAUGUGUGCGUGUACCUCUGCUGAUUAACUUAUUUGACUAAACACCCCUCGCCUUCAGCCCCUCUAAAAUGUAGUACAAUAUGAUUACAAUGAGUGAUACUCCUUGUGUGUUUAGUUUUUGUACUGAAAUUGUUUUCCUUGCAUGGUUUGUUACUGAGAAAGUGACGUUGGAGUGGGGAAAAAAAGCCAUUGCGUCUUUCAAUAAUGCCUGCUUCAGUGUAACAGCAUUUGCAGUCGUAGGCCUCUGGAUCCUGGUGCUCAUGUUGUACCAAAGACUCGACACAUCAGAUCAUGCAAACAUACUGUAAACAUUUGUUUAAUUAUGUUUAACCACCAUCAUCACACAGUUAUUAACAUCAUGCACAGCUGAAUUAGAUUUUUUUAAACCGCAUAUGCAAAGAUAACUGAGAACUGUAAAAUGUUUAUAUUUGUUAAUGAUGCACAUGCUUUACCUUUUUAUUUAACUCACUUACGUCACGUUUCAUAUGUUAAAGACGCUGAAUUGAAUUAUUUCUGCUCUAUAUAAUUGCUGUUGCCCAGAAAUUCCCCAGCUCCUGAGGUAGUUGACCUUGAUAGUGUAUCUGUAUUGUAUAAAAAGUUUUUGGAACUAUUACUGUAAUGCACUGCAAUUUGAUACCAGACAUACCAUUUACCCGUUCAUUUUGAGAUAGCUUUAGCCUUAAGAGAGCUUAGAUUUUUCUGGAUCACCAUGUCCUUUUAGUUCUUAAUAUCCCCUUCUUCCAAAUAAAAAGACUUGUUUGGGACCCUCUGCCUGACAUUGAAUCCCCGUGUCAAAAACGUGCGAGAGCUUUUGAAUGUUAUGUACCUUUUUCUUGUUAUUUUCCAUUUCUCUUAACAAUGUAGUAACAUCAGAGUACAUUUUGUCAAAGCUGUUUGUGCAAUACAUUGAACUAAAACAUC